This is a messenger RNA of Salvelinus fontinalis (brook trout), 3155 nucleotides long. Its product is annotated as signal recognition particle receptor subunit alpha-like. Gene Ontology annotation, molecular function: GTP binding; GTPase activity; ATP hydrolysis activity. The transcript is spliced from 14 exons. Gene Ontology annotation, biological process: SRP-dependent cotranslational protein targeting to membrane. The record is from RefSeq and is a predicted model, not a curated record. The coding region runs from base 237 to 2207 and encodes 656 amino acids. Lineage: Eukaryota; Metazoa; Chordata; Actinopteri; Salmoniformes; Salmonidae. Gene Ontology annotation, cellular component: signal recognition particle receptor complex; endoplasmic reticulum membrane.
GUCAUUUCCUGGUCUUGCAUCUGACGUGUCUAAAACAGUGUUAGUGGAGGUAGCUAGACUUGGGAGGAAAUUUUUCAUCAGAUACUGUAUAUCUGAUUAGAUUUCCUUCUGGAGGUGGAAGGCACUUAAAAGAUUCGUCGGCUCAGUUGUUUAUAGCGUUUCCCCCCCCCCUUCCGUUUAACGUUAGUGUUUGUUUUCUUUACGUUGGUAUAUUAUCUCGUGUACGUGGUGUCAAGAUGCUGGAUUUCUUCACCAUCUUUAGUAAGGGGGGCAUAGUGUUGUGGUGUUUUCAGGGAACCGGUGUUACAGAAUCCUUCACCGGGCCUGUCAACGCGCUGAUCCGCUCCGUGAUCCUUCAGGAGCGUAGUGGCAACAAUUCCUAUACUCAUGAUGCCUUGAGUCUUAAGUACAAACUCGAUAAUGAGUUUGAGCUGGUUUUUGUGGUGGGUUUUCAAAAGAUCCUGACGCUGACGUAUGUUGACAAGUUCAUAGAUGACGUACAGCUCCACUUCAGGGAUCGCUAUAAGAAUGUGCUGGAGCAAAAGGGGGCCCUUACGUUGUUGAACAGCCAUUUUGCGUUUGAGGAUGACUUCAAAAUGCUUCUUCGUGAGGCGGAGGAGAGCAGCAAAGCUCGAGGUCCCACCUCCAUGAGAAGCUUCAAUGCUUCCCUGAAAUCCCAGAAAACUGUGAAGUCCAUGAUCGAAACAAAGGGAGGGGAUAAGGGCAAGGAACAGGGAGGCAAGAAGAAUAAGAAUGCCAAAAAAGAGGCUCCUGCUGCUGAGCCUGUGAAAGGGGAAAAAGCUAAGGCUCCGACCAGUGCCCAGAAGACAGUAGAGAACGGUAACCAAGGCUUGACCCAGGAGGAGAUCAUUCAGAAGAAGAGAGAGGAGUUUAUCCGCAAGCGCAUGGGGGCACCUGUGGAGAAGCCCAGUAAGUCCCCCAAGCCUGCGAAGGAGAAACCCAAGGGGAAAGAGAAGCGGGUGUGGACCUUGGGUGGCAGCAGCACCAAGGAACUGGACUACAGCCAGAGCAAUGGCAAUGGAGCCCAUGCUGCUGGGGACCAUGGCUUGGACGCUCAAGCUGACCCGGGGAUGCAGCUGAGCUCGAUGAAGGGUGACUUGCUCGCCGUGGAUUACGAGUCCAGCGAGGGAGAUGAGGAGGAGGAAGAGGAGGAGGAAGAUGCGGUGGAGAGGGUGGUAGUUGCUGACACUAGCAAGAAAAUCCCCAAAAAGGGUGCUUUUGGAGGGAUGUUUGGGAUGCUCAAGGGCCUGGUGGGUUCUAAGAGUCUGAGCCAGGAGGACAUGGAGCCAGUUCUGGACAAGAUGAGGGACCACCUCAUCGCUAAGAAUGUAGCAGCCGAAAUUGCCUCCCAACUCUGUGACUCUGUAGCCAAGAAACUGGAGGGCAAAGUCAUGGGCACCUUCACCACUGUGGCCUCAACUGUAAAGGGGGCCCUGCAGGACUCCCUGGUCCAGAUCCUGCAGCCCAAGCGGCGUGUGGACAUCUUGAGAGACGUCCUGGAGGCUCGUAGCCAGCGCAGGCCCUUUGUCAUCACCUUCUGUGGGGUCAACGGGGUCGGAAAGUCCACCAACCUGGCCAAGAUCUCCUUCUGGCUAAUCGAGAACGGUUUCACCGUGCUGAUAGCAGCCUGUGACACGUUUCGUGCGGGGGCCGUGGAGCAGCUGCGUACCCACCAGCGCCGCCUUAACUCCCUGCACCCCCCUCAGGAGCACGGGGGACGGCCAAUAGUGCAACUUUAUGAGAAGGGCUACGGGAAGGACGCCGCUGGCAUCGCCAUGGAGGCUAUUGCUUAUGCCCGUAACCAGGCCUUCGAUGUGGUGCUGGUGGACACUGCAGGGCGGAUGCAGGACAACACCCCCCUGAUGACGGCUCUGGCCAAGCUGAUAGCUGUCAACAUGCCUGACCUGGUGCUGUUCGUGGGGGAAGCUCUAGUGGGCAACGAGGCUGUGGACCAGCUGGUGAAAUUUAACCAGGCGCUGGCUGAUCACUCCAUGUCUGAUAAGCCUCGUCUCAUCGACGGGAUCGUUCUCACCAAGUUUGACACCAUUGAUGACAAGGUUGGCGCUGCCAUCUCAAUGACCUACAUCACAGGCCAGCCCAUUGUGUUUGUGGGCACAGGGCAGACCUACAAUGACCUGCGGAGCCUCAACGCCCGUGCUGUUGUGGGCGCCCUCAUGAAGGCCUGAGUGGCUGCUGCCUGCAUCUGUGUUCACCACUAUCGUGACAAAGCCAACUAAACACAGCGCUUCGAGAUGUCCGGUCCUGCUAACCCUGUCCUGUGGCUCACAUCCUAACCCUCCACAUAGCACCAAACGCAAAACACACAAGCUUCCUCCCAACUCCAUCUGGGAAAGUGGUGGGUGUUGACUUUUAAGCAAGAAGAGUCUCUUGCAUUAUCUGUAAACAGUUGGGCCAAAUUCAAAAGUACCUCAAUUUUACUUUAAAGUGAUGCAGUAAAGUUCAAGAGACAUAUUUCCUGACUUUUUAUCCGAUCAAAUAGAGAAUAUUUAUUUGUCCUCACUCACAGGUUACUCAGAUUGUCAAAUUCACUUCCUGGCAUUUGGUGUCUGUUUUCCCCCUUCACUUCAACGAGAACAUGUCAGUUAUGAAGGCUUGCUGGAUGUGACAUGUUUCAGCAGCCUCCCCGUUCCCGAUGAAAGCUUAGUGACCAUAGUGCCUAUCCUAUCCCUCCAGUUUCCCUGAAGCAUCACCACUACACGGGUGACCGUCUGUCUGCUGAGAUCUGAAACUUCAACAAACCCAGUAACUAUCUUCUGUUUCUCGCUCUCUGGAUGGACUGCUAUAACCCCCAUCCUGAUUCCCCCUUCUUCCUCUGCAAUUGGAGACUUGAAUGAUCCUUCAGUUUGGUGGAGUUGAAAAAAUUACUUUGACAUUUUUUGGGGUUGUCCUCCAGAGGCUUCACGGGUCUACAACUGGGGCACUAGGAGGCCUCGACUUUAGAUUUUCUUUCAAUUUCUUCCCCUUUGUCAUUUUGAAAACAAAUACAAGUCUUACAUUUGUCCAGUCCCUUUUCAUUUGCAGUAGUGCAAUGAGAAUCAAGAGUUAUAUAGAUUUGUCAUUUGAGAAUGUAAACAUUUCUAAAUAAAGCUGCUAUGAUGGCAUGGAACAACUUA